UCUGAAGAGAGUGUAUUGCACGCGAAAAUGACGCGAUCAGCAAAUUUCAUACAAACAUUUUGUAUCCUUAAUAUAGUAUUUAACGGUAUCGCAGCCAGUGAGGAUAUAACAUUGAAGUGCGAUGAGUUCGAGCGAAUGUACGAUAUGUCGACCAGUGAAGCUUAUUGCACGGUUUCCGGUUUCGUUGUGUCCCAUAGUCAAAUUGUCAAAAUACAAAAAUACCCCAAAGCGAAUAAUACAAAAUUCAUGAAAUUCUACGAUUCCCGCUUAUUGUAUGUGCCCUUCAAGCUAUUCGAUGUCUUCGCUUACCUAAAAACGCUGGAUGUGUCCUUCACGGAGAUAUUGGAUGUGCCACGCAACACCUUCGGCUCGGCUAGCAAUCUGAGUGUGCUUAAUAUGAGCAACAACAACAUAACACAAAUCGCCACAUCCGUUUUUAUGGGUGCCAGCAGUCUGAUGCGGCUCGAUCUCAGUCAUAAUCAGAUCGAGGAGUUGAAUGAGAAUGCAUUCAAAGGACUAGGCAGUUUAGAUAAGCUGCAACUUUCAUACAAUCUGAUACGAGAAUUGCCGAAGGAUCUAUUGCUGGAGAAUCAGUAUUUGUCGGCGAUUGCGAUAAACAACAAUCUUUUAGAGUACAUUGAACCGGAAGUGUUUAAUCGCUUGCGUCGCAUUGAUGACGUCAACUUGUCCUACAACAACAUCUAUCGCAUACAUCCGGAGAGCUUUCAAUCCGCAUACGGUUUGGAGAGUUUACUGCUAACAGCGAAUAAUUUGACAGAGUUCGAGUUGGGCAACAAGAGCAUAUUGACUCAGCUGCAGGUGGACUACAACAACCUUACACGCAUUUUCAUUAACGGCACAAAGCAUGUGCGCGCCGAUCACAAUCGCAUCGCCGAGGUGCAGAUGAUAAACACACUGUUUCUGGAAACACUUUUUCUGGGCGCCAACAAUUUGCGUGACAUUAGGAACAUAACAAAUAUCACCGGUCUGCUGCAGCUCGACUUGGCCAACAACCCCAUUGGACCGGUCAAUAUUACGACCUUCGACCGCCUGAAACGACUGCGUGUGCUCUCCUUGCGUGCUAUCGGCUUGCGUCAUCUCACAUUUGGCAUGCUCUCCAAGCAGUUGAAUUUGGAAAGUCUCGAUUUGUCAUAUAACAAUUUGACGGAACUCAAUUUGGAUAUAUUUGUGCCAUAUUUAGCCAACUUACGUUAUCUCUAUGUUGAUGGCAAUAACUUGACUGAGGUGCAAGGCAAGGGUGGAUUUUCGUACGUGUUUCCGAAUCUCUCCAAGCUCGGCAUUUCGCGCAAUCACUUCAACUGCACUUAUUUGCACACACUGCUGGUGCCGCCGCAGCUCUUCACAUCCGUGAUGUUACACAUCGAGCCGGAGGACAAUGCCGUUGAGCGCGCGCACAUACGAGAUGUGUCUUGUAUUAGUAACACCAAGGCAGUGGAUAAAGCUUCAUUGCAGGAGGUGAAGGAUGAGUUGAACGACAUGAACUCGCUGCAAAAGGUUCUGCAACAGUCGAUGAGCACACUGCGCCUGCACGAGAAACGCUUGGAAUUGUAUUUACUGUUAAUGAAAAUCGCUUUGUUGGCAAUGAUUGUGCUCUUGGUUGGUGUGGUUAUGGUUUAUGCGUGGAAGAUCCGAAGACGCGACUAUUUCACGAGAAGAGGGGCGAGCAUAGUUUUUCACUCCAGUGCAACGGUUAAUUCAAAUGUAGAGCACUAAGGCGAACGAAGACGAUGCUACUACGAACUGACGCUGAUGAAGUGGCGGCGAAAGAAAACCAAAGAUAGUUUUAUGUGAUUAAAAAUAAUAAAACAACAAGUAAAUAAUAUUAUAAUAAUAU
This is a messenger RNA of Ceratitis capitata (Mediterranean fruit fly), 1855 nucleotides long. Its product is annotated as insulin-like growth factor-binding protein complex acid labile subunit. Gene Ontology annotation, molecular function: protein binding. Bases 28 to 1734 code for a protein of 568 amino acids. The transcript has a single exon. The record is from RefSeq and is a predicted model, not a curated record. Lineage: Eukaryota; Metazoa; Arthropoda; Insecta; Diptera; Tephritidae.